AUGUCGCUUCCCGAGACCUAUCGAGCGUUUAGACGUACUACGGGCGAUCUUCCAAGGACCAUUGAACUGUCUACUGAGAAGGUACCACGAGAGCUUGGACUAAAUGAUGUUUUCAUUAAAAUUCACGCUGUCUCUCUUAACUUCCGCGAUGUUGCUAUGCUGAACGGGCUGUAUCCGGUGGAAGUGGAGGAGCGAGGCAUUCCUUGCUCUGACGCUGCCGCUGAGGUUGUGGCAAUUGGGUCGGCGGUUAAAGAUUUUUCUAUCGGAGAUCAUGUCUUGGUUAUAUUUGACCUCACCAAUAUGACGGGAUACGAAGAUGAGCUUCCUUGCGCCCUUGGUGGAGAGACCGCUGGUGUUCUCCGUGAAUACGCCAUUUAUCAAGACAAGCAUCUGGUACAGCUACCUAGGUAUAUACCCUGGGAAGAGGCGGCUACUAUCACCUGCGCUGGCGUCACGGCAUGGACGUCUCUUAACGGCCUGACUACGGUAUCCAAGUCACGCAGCGCCCUCCUGCAAGGUACGGGAGGCGUCAGCAUGUUUGCCCUGCUACUCUGUGUUGCGGCGGGCAUCCAACCAAUCAUCACAUCUUCGUCCAACGAGAAGCUUGAAGCCAUUAAGAAACUCGGCUCUGAAGUCCGCGGUAUCAACUACAAAACCACCCAGGAUCAAGCAUCAGAAAUCAGGCGCCUGACAGACGGCCGGGGCGUCGAUUUUGUUAUCAACAACACCGGUCCAGCGUCUAUUCCCAUGGAUAUUAGCUUCUUGCGUCAGCGAGGCGGUACGGUGUCCCUGGUUGGAUUCCUAGAUGGUAUUGGUGGUGACUGGCAGCCUGCUGCUAUUAUGGCAUUGAUGGGGAAGUCUGCUAGAAUUAAAGGAAUUGCUACUGGCUCUAAGGAGGAUUAUCUGAGCCUGAAUCAGUUCCUGGAAAAGAAGAGGGUUUCCCUUGCUCCGCUCGUGGACCGUGUUUUCUCGUUCAAUGAGUCGCCAGCAGCUUUUGACUAUCUUUAUUCUGGCAAGCAUGUAGGAAAGGUUGUUAUCAAAAUCUAG
Fusarium oxysporum Fo47 is the source of this 1047-nucleotide messenger RNA. Its product is annotated as zinc-dependent alcohol dehydrogenase family protein. The record is from RefSeq and is a predicted model, not a curated record. Gene Ontology annotation, molecular function: oxidoreductase activity. The coding region runs from base 1 to 1047 and encodes 348 amino acids. The transcript has 4 exons. Lineage: Eukaryota; Fungi; Ascomycota; Sordariomycetes; Hypocreales; Nectriaceae.